AUGUUGCAAAAGACAACAACCCCUUCUAGGGACCAGAUCUUGGAAGACGAUGAUUUGAACUGCUCGGCACUUUGUAACUUACCCGUUCUCAGCCUAAGACAACUAGUUCUCGGCCUAAGACAACUACCUGUUCUCGGCCUAAGACAAUUAACUCGGGUCUGCAAGCUCGGUACUUUGUACGAGGGACUGGAUGCCGACCGUGUCACUUCUAAUAAUAGCAUAUCUCUUAGCUGGCGACCAUAUAAUAAUGCACUGACUUGUUUGGGAUUUGAACCCGAGCAGAUACACUAUGUACACAUGCCACCUUAA
Molecule: messenger RNA, 309 nt
Organism: Laccaria bicolor S238N-H82
Lineage: Eukaryota; Fungi; Basidiomycota; Agaricomycetes; Agaricales; Hydnangiaceae
Exons: 4
Coding region: 1-309 (102 amino acids)
Source: RefSeq, a predicted model, not a curated record